AUUUUGGACUGGUCUACAAGCAGUUGUUCCCCAAAUAAAUACUGUACAUGAUUGUUGGCGGAACAUUGGAACUUGUGUUUUGUAAUGACCCUUAUAUGUUGUGUUCAUGUGUGUGUUGCCAUUAAAGAUGUGUUCCGGUGUUGGGGAAGCAAAACGGGGGAUGGACAGGAAGUGACGCUCGUUGGGAUCCCCAGGUCAUCGGUUGAGUUUGGUUUGGCGUGCGUUGUGGCCGCAGUGGGAGGUGGUUACUAUCGUGCCCGUUGUGAGGAUGUCAUUUUUGGUUUGACCAUUCCAGCCAGUGUUUCUCCGCAGCUGGAAGCCGUGGUCGGCCUGGAGAUCCAUGCCCAGAUUCACUCCAACACCAAGCUGUUCUCCGGCUCAGGAGUCCACUUCCUGUCUCCUCCAAACUCCCUGGUGUCAUUCUUUGACGGUUCCUUACCUGGCACGUUACCUGUCCUGAACAGACGAUGUGUGGAGGCAGCAGUGAUGACGGGGCUGGCCCUCAACUGCAGUAUAAACAGGAAGUCCCUAUUUGACAGGAAGCACUACUUCUACGCUGAUCUCCCUGCAGGAUACCAGAUCACGCAGCAGCGGCAGCCCAUUGCGGUGGGUGGCGUGCUGACCUACAGCCUCAUGGGCGGCAAAAAGAGGGACCAGGUGGUGAGGAAACACGUCCGCGUUAAGCAGAUCCAGCUGGAGCAGGACAGCGGCAAGAGUCUCCAUGAUGACGUCCGCGGGCAGACGCUCAUAGACCUCAACAGAGCUGGUGUGGGGCUGAUGGAGCUGGUGAUGGAGCCUGACAUGAAGUGUGGCGAGGAGGCGGCGGCGGCCGUCAGGGAGCUUCAACUCAUCCUGCAAGCCCUCGGCACCUGUCAGGCCAACAUGUCAGAGGGCCAGCUGAGGGUGGACGCCAACGUGUCGGUGCACAGACCGGGCCAGCCCCUCGGCGUGAGGACGGAAGUGAAGAACAUCAACAGCCUUCGAUUCCUGGCCAAAGCCAUCGACUACGAGAUUCAGAGGCACGUGGACGUCCUGCAGCGAGGAGGCAGCGUGCAGAACCAGACCCGCGCCUACGACUCCAAAUCCGGGACCACUGUGCCCAUGAGGGACAAGGAGGGGCUGCAGGACUACAGGUUCAUGCCAGAGCCCAACCUUCCCCCUCUGACGGUGUACGAGGAUGACGCCUCAGUGCCCCCCGGCGCCGACCAGGCGGUGGUGGUGCAGAAUUUAAGGGCGCGGCUUCCAGAGCUGCCCGGCGUGACGAGAGACAGGCUGGUCCAAACGUACGGCAUCCUGCCCGAGCACAGCUGGACUCUGCUGAACGAGGAUGGCCUGGUGGAGUACUUUGAGACCGUGUUGAAGACCACCAGUAGGGAGCCCAGGAAGGUGAUUGGCUGGGUGACAAACGAGCUGCUGGUCCUCCUCAAACAGCAAGACUGGACUGUGAGCCAAAGCCCCAUCUCCCCCUCCGCCCUGGCCGAGCUGCUGGAGCUCCUGCAAGCGGGAAACAUCUCGUCUUGGGUUGCCAAGCAGGUCUUCCGGGACAUGUGGAGGUCAUCGGGACAGAAAACAGCCGCGCAGAUCAUCCAGGACCAGGACCUGGGCCUUGUUAGCGAUGUCACACAGCUGCACAACAUCUGCCAGAAGGUUGUGGACAUGCAUCCUGAUGAGGUCCACGCCAUCAAGUCUGGGAACCCCAAAGUCCUGAACAAGCUGAUGGGACUGGUUCAGAAGGAGACCAAAGGUCGAGUGGAUCCGGUUGUCGUGCGGAAGAUUCUCCAGGAGAAGAUUUCAUGGCUGGAGGACGCCUCAACAGACUAGCAUGACUUGCCUUUUUCUUCACUGUUGUCCCACAAUGUCAUCUUCUCCUGGGAGUCUUUGUGGCAUUAAUAAACACUUUCUUGCAGGGGCGGGUCUACUAUUAGGCAAACGCAGCCUGGGCAGCCCCCGACAUUUCCAGGGGCCCCCAAACAUUUCAUAAAAAUGGAUUAUUGUUUUUUUUCCUGGAGUAUGUAAACAUGGCUAUGGAACUAGCUUUGCUCGGUUCGCCAUGGGCCCCCAAAUGGCUAAAUACACACCUUGUAUCUCGGCAUAUAUAAUAAUUAUUAAUAAUUAAUACCAUUUUGUAAAUUCAUGUCAUGUUGGCAAACCGAUGCAGUCUUCCUCUGAUAUACUAAAAACUGCACACAAUUGAUUGGGUAGGUGACCCUAAUGAUGUGGCCGGUUAGACCGAGCAGAAUAAAAGCAGAUAAACGAGCGGAGACCGCCCUCUAGUGGAGGAAGUGUAUAAUACACAUUUCUUACGAUCUGAUAAUAGCUUAUUAAACAUUUAACUUCCGUCUUUCCAUCUGCUGCACGAUUGUAGAAGUAUAAAGUGAUACUAUAACUAUAGG
Messenger RNA from Dunckerocampus dactyliophorus (ringed pipefish), 2393 nucleotides. It is a transcript of the gene gatb, whose product is annotated as glutamyl-tRNA(Gln) amidotransferase, subunit B. Gene Ontology annotation, molecular function: glutaminyl-tRNA synthase (glutamine-hydrolyzing) activity. Lineage: Eukaryota; Metazoa; Chordata; Actinopteri; Syngnathiformes; Syngnathidae. The coding region runs from base 85 to 1821 and encodes 578 amino acids. The transcript has 13 exons. The record is from RefSeq and is a predicted model, not a curated record. Gene Ontology annotation, biological process: mitochondrial translation; glutaminyl-tRNAGln biosynthesis via transamidation.